AUGGAAGCGCAAAAGAGUCUUAAUGCUGUUGCUACUACCAAGACAAUUGAUAAUGAGGUAGCAAACAUCUUUGUUGCUCGUCAGAAUGUACAAGCAGCAAACACUCGUCCAAACAACAACAAUCACAGAGACUUGAUUCAACCAGGUGCAUACGCAAUGGGAGGAGGACCGGGACCAGCACUAACAGAAGAGAGCAAUAGAAUUGAGCAAGGGGGGGAAGACCAGCGAGAAAGCCACAUUGUAAUUGCACCAUGGGAUAUCACUGGAUCAGCCACCUUCAGACCGCCCCCCACACAAGUGCCAGUUCCAAAGGCCACUACUAGACUCCAAAGAGGUAGCAAUGUACCAACAAGCACAGAUCCGGGGGCAUAUGCCACUGCUGGGCUGAAUCCUCAGGGGAAUAACCCAGAUGCCUCCAUCAUGUGGAACCUUGGAAGCAUGCCAAGUGGGGAUGCUGAUGUUAGUGUGCCUCUUUUCCAGGAUCAGGAAGAAGGCCUUGUGGAGGCUAGAGCUGUGGACGAUGAAGAUCCUGAGCAAGUUCUGACAGUAGCACGAGCAGUGGAACCAAAAUCUAGGAAUCAUGAGCUAGUUCCUUACCGGCCACUGGGAACAGGACUGCUUUUGGUGGCUGCUCUCUGUACAGUUGUGGGCCUCUUUGUGGGCAUCAAGAACAGCAGUGUAUCAUCACCAGAAGAGGCUGAUACACUUCCUACAGAGCAGCCAUCUGUUCCACCCACAGUUUCACCAUCAUCGGCUCCUUCUGGGACUCUGGAUAUUCUAAUGGAAGAUCUUCCCAACUAUACUUUGGAAAGCCUGAGAAAUUUCAGUACACCCCAAUCUCAAGCACUCAUGUGGCUCUCCAACCACCGGAACAUCACCAACUUGCCAGAAUGGAGGAAGAAACAACUGUUGGCCUUGGCAACUUUCUUCUUUGCGUUUGAAGGAGAUAGCUGGCGUAAAGAAAUCCGAGAGCGAUGGAUGGACGAUAGCAAGGAGGAGUGUUAUUGGUUUUCUACAGGGUUUGGAUAUUUCAACCUCAACACUGACGAGUACAUUGAAUACGACCCUUUUGAGCAAUUGAGCCCAUGUAAUGGACAUGGACAAUUCACCUCAUUGAUCUUGCAAGAUCUGGUGCUGGAAGGAACACGGCCGUCAAUUCCGCCGGAGAUCACAUGGUUGACUUCGCUUUCAGAGAUUGACUUGGGCUACAAUGGCCUUGGUAGAACUUUCGACCAACUCAUUCCAAAAGAACUGUAUCAAAUGGCAAGCCUCUCUGUUUUGAAAUUUGGGAACAAUCAUCUACAAGGCCCCGUGCCUUCCGAGUUUGGACUUAUGACCAACAUGUCAAGGAUCUUGCUUUAUGUAAACAGCCUGACUGGUUCAGUGCCAAGUGAGUUAGGACUGGCAACCAACCUGGAGACCCUAGACCUAGAAAGCAACACAACGUCUGGCUCCCUUCCAACCGAACUCAUGUUUAUGACAAAGCUUGCUGAGUUGUGGCUCAAUGGCAACCUUUUCUCUGGUACAUUGCCAAUUUGGCAAAUGUCCAGUUUGGAGAUGAUCCUGCUCUCUGGUAACUCCUUGUCUGGUUCAAUUUCCGUGGAAGCUGGCCACUUGGAUUCGCUGCAAGUGCUCGAUCUUGCUCACAAUUACAUCACGGGGACUUUACCAACCCAGAUUGGCUUGAUGACCUCAUUAGAAACCUUGUAUCUCCAAGACAACAGGCUGACCGGCGUGCUUCCCCAUGAGCUGAAUGCAUCCAUUACAUUGAGAUUGGAUGGAAACCAAUUCUCAGGAACAGUUCCACCACAGCUUUGUUCAGUUCUCUGGUGUGAUUGUUCUGGCAACAUUUCCUUGGCAUCAACUUGUGCAGAUCUCAAGGAACAUCCAGUUUGGCCUGGAAGAUUUCCACCACCGGUCAGCGCAGACGGGGACACCAUCACAGUCAUGCUGAACAUUCAAACUGAUAUUUGGCCAGAGGAAACAGAGUGGGUCUGGCAGCAAAGUGAGGGCAACCUGACAGAUGCUUGGAAGACUCUUCAAGAAUCCAAAGGUGGGCUCCAAGCGAAGAAUCACCUGCACUCUUACAUACUUACUUUGACUUCUGGUGCAGCCCACAAAUUGGUGGUAUCUGACUUGAUUGGAGAUGGUUUAAUGACUGAAGUUCUAGGGGAAAAUGGUUGGAUCACAUUGACUGGCACUAACGAGACAGUGUUGUAUUCAUUCACGAAUGCAGAGUUUUCCAAAGUGAUAGUCAAUGUAUCCGUUGAAUGGGAUGGAGUCAUUGAAGUCACUUCAAAAGUAGAGGUAUGA
This is a messenger RNA of Seminavis robusta, 2313 nucleotides long. The record is from the annotation of a GenBank genome assembly. Lineage: Eukaryota; Bacillariophyta; Bacillariophyceae; Naviculales; Naviculaceae.